AGCACUCGUCUCUUAUUCGUUUUCGUCGUUCGACUAAAACAAGAAACUUCAUCAUCAUGUCUGGAAGAGGCAAAGGCGGUAAAGGACUCGGGAAAGGAGGCGCUAAGCGUCACCGUAAAGUGCUUCGCGAUAACAUCCAGGGAAUCACCAAACCCGCCAUUCGUCGUCUGGCUCGCCGCGGCGGAGUCAAGCGCAUCUCCGGUCUGAUCUACGAGGAGACCCGCGGUGUGUUGAAGGUGUUCCUGGAGAACGUGAUCCGCGACGCCGUCACCUACACCGAGCACGCCAAGAGAAAGACCGUCACCGCCAUGGACGUUGUGUACGCGCUCAAACGACAGGGACGCACUUUGUACGGCUUCGGAGGAUAAAAAACGUCAACCACAAAAACCCAACGGCUCUUUUAAGAGCCACACAAACUCUCACUUAAAGAGACAAAGCAGUGUUUAAGUUAACGGUUUAAUAUAGAAGCUAUAAUUUCUAGGCUUGGGUAAAUUGUAAGUAGAACUAGAGAACAAUGAUAAACAAGUUACCCAAAAGUAUUCGCUUAAACACAAUACACGUAUCGAGGGUGUUUAUGCUGCUCUUGAGGUGUGCUCUUCUCUAUUUCAUCUGAGUGCUUAACCAUCUUAAAGAAUCGGUUUAAAACCCAUCUCUUCCAUCUUUAUUUGACCCUCUAACUUUAACACUCACUUUUCUAUUCUUAAAAAAAAAAUAAAAACAUAACUACUUUUCUAA
Carassius gibelio (silver crucian carp) is the source of this 735-nucleotide messenger RNA. Its product is annotated as histone H4. The coding region runs from base 57 to 368 and encodes 103 amino acids. The record is from RefSeq and is a predicted model, not a curated record. Gene Ontology annotation, biological process: nucleosome assembly. Gene Ontology annotation, cellular component: nucleosome. Gene Ontology annotation, molecular function: DNA binding; protein heterodimerization activity; structural constituent of chromatin. The transcript has a single exon. NCBI's taxonomy places the organism in Eukaryota, Metazoa, Chordata, Actinopteri, Cypriniformes, Cyprinidae.